AUGGCGGCGCUGAGGGCACUGCUGAAGCUCCGGGCUCCGGCUGCAUGGAGGGGGAUGGUGGGCAGGCAGGCUACUCGCUCCCUCAGUGAAUUCACGUCUCUGGAGGAAAAGCCGCAGUUCCCAGGAGCCUCAGCUGAGUUUGUGGACUCUCUAGAGUUUAUCCAGCCCAAUGUCAUCUCUGGGAUCCCAGUGUAUCGGGUGAUGGACCGACAGGGGCAGAUUCUCAACGCCAGUGAAGACCCCCUUAUCCCUCAGGAGCAAGUACUUAAGUUCUACCACACUAUGACCCUACUCAACACUAUGGAUAGGAUCCUGUAUGAGUCUCAAAGACAGGGAAGAAUUUCAUUCUACAUGACAAAUUACGGUGAGGAGGGCACACAUGUGGGUAGUGCAGCUGCUCUUACUGACACAGACUUGGUAUUCGGACAGUAUCGAGAGGCAGGAGUCCUGAUGUACAGGGGGUAUCCUCUGGAUCUUUUUAUGGCGCAGUGCUAUGGUAAUGCCUUAGACCCCGGAAAGGGGCGGCAAAUGCCUGUACAUUAUGGUUGUAAAGAUCGGAAUUUUGUUACCAUCUCUUCUCCAUUAGCAACACAGAUACCACAAGCUGUGGGUGCAGCAUAUGCUAUAAAACGUGAAAAUGCAGAUCGUGUCGUCAUUUGCUACUUUGGUGAAGGUGCAGCAAGUGAAGGAGAUGCCCAUGCUGCUUUUAAUUUUUCUGCAACAUUGGAGUGUCCAGUGAUCUUCUUCUGUAGGAAUAAUGGAUAUGCCAUAUCGACCCCAACCUCUGAGCAGUACCGUGGGGAUGGCAUUGCUGCUCGAGGUCCUGGUUAUGGAAUCCUGUCUAUUCGAGUGGACGGAAAUGAUGUCUUCGCAGUGUACAAUGCGACCAAAGAGGCAAGGCGCAGAGCAGUAGCAGAGAACCAGCCAUUCCUCAUAGAGGCUAUGACGUACAGGAUUGGACAUCAUAGCACCAGCGAUGACAGUUCUGCCUACCGGUCAGUGGAUGAAGUCAACUACUGGGACAAACAGGAUCACCCCAUUUCUCGGCUUCGUCACUACAUGAUGCACAAGGGCUGGUGGGAUGAUGAACAGGAGAAAGUAUGGAGAAAAAAGUCCCGCAAACUGGUGAUGGAAGCUUUUGAAGAGGCUGAACGUAAACGUAAGCCCAAACUCGAAUACCUUUUCAGUGAUGUCUAUGCAGAGAUGCCACAACAUAUUAAAAAACAGGAAGAGGCUCUGGCGAAACAUUUGAAGGUGUAUGGAGAGCAUUACCCUCUGGACAGCUAUGAGAAAUAA
Messenger RNA from Staurois parvus, 1296 nucleotides. Lineage: Eukaryota; Metazoa; Chordata; Amphibia; Anura; Ranidae. The record is from the annotation of a GenBank genome assembly.